Schizophyllum commune H4-8 is the source of this 1727-nucleotide messenger RNA. RefSeq lists its product as uncharacterized. Lineage: Eukaryota; Fungi; Basidiomycota; Agaricomycetes; Agaricales; Schizophyllaceae. Bases 14 to 1519 code for a protein of 501 amino acids. The record is from RefSeq and is a predicted model, not a curated record. The transcript has a single exon.
AGCUGAAGACAUCAUGCACGCCGACGCACUUCUCGAAAAAGCCGUGCGCAUGGCAAGUCUCGAGCUGCAGCGCAGCGGCUACGUGCCCUCUAGUGGCGAAGCACGAGUUGUCAACGACAUCACUGCUGCUCUGCAAGAGGAAGUGCCGAGCAUCGAUGCCGAGAUCCGCCGACUAUUCCAGCUGCGCGCGCAACUACUCCGGCAAUGCGAUAUUCAGGACUCCUUCGUUGCUCCAAUCCGUCGCCUCCCGCCAGAGCUUCUCUCAGCCAUAUUCAUAGAGGUCGUCGGUGACCGUGUUUACGCCAGCGACCGCGUCUUUGUUGUGCGCCACAUUCUAUCUUGCGUCUGCACCUCCUGGCGUUCAGUCGCUCGAAGCACUCCGGCGCUAUGGACCCGAAUUCCCACUCAACUGUGGGCAUACAAGAUGAAACCAAAGUCGUGCGACUAUAAACAUGCCAUCGAGAGUGCGGUGCUCGCUGGAGGACUGCCACUCGAAGUCCACCACGAGGAAGCCGCGCCGGAUGGCUUGCUCAUAGACGUGCUCAAAGCUCUGCAGCCUCACUUCGCACGGGUCCGGUGCAUCAGCGUACAGGGAAGCUUUUCGCUCUUCGAAUGCCUUCGCAAGAUCAGCAUGCCCGCCGUGCGCAAACUGUCCAUGGGGAUGCUAGGUCGGCCGACGACUGGCGUUUUGGAUUAUCUGACUGGGUUUCCGGCGCUUAGAGCACUGGAUAUCCAUUACACCAGUAAAAAUCGACCAUAUACAUCCCUCGAAUCGCUCCGAAUACCCCCACUCCCUGGACUCACCUACCUCGAUGUGAGCAUCUCCGCGAUGCUUUCCCGCCAAGCACUUCUGGGAGCACUGAGCUCAUGCGCACCGACCCUCGUCCAUCUCAGCUUGAGCAACAGAUCCAACGCGAGCGCGUCCGCACAGGCCACUCUCGUGCGAAUGGACGCCCUGCGCCGCAUGGCAUUGACUGGCGCUAGUUACGAGAUCCUGGACAACCUGGCCACGCCCGCGUUGCACCAUCUCGGGCUGCACGCGGUAACGGCCGACGAAGGCGAUGGUGAUCCUUUCCCGACCGUGAGCGCCUUCCUCUCUCGCCCCUCGAAGCCGCGAGGGCUGACGGAACUGGUGACGAGCGUGUGCAUCGGCCAUACAUCGACCUUCCUUCGCUGUCUGGAGCAGCUUGAAGAGCUUACGUCCUUGGACAUUCACGGCGUCUUUUACGAGGGGCUGGCGCACGAGAGCGUCUUCUCCAGGUUGGCCUGCAGGGAAGGCGAGUCGCCGCUCCUUCCGCGGCUUACCAUGUUCCAGACCGCGCUCCCGCCGCUGGACGUUCGGUCGCCAGAAGCAGAGACCACAUUGAAGGAGAUGGUCGCCUCGAGGAGUACGCCGCGCGUAUGUGCUUUUCCUGGACUCGCGGCGCUCGUGAAGGUGGAGAUCGACUUGGACGGGAUCCAGGACGACGAAUCUGACGCCAGCGAGAGCGAAGACGAGCGCGCCGAAGAGAGCGAUUAGUGACAUCUGGUAGAGCCGCCGACAUGGAUCAUGCAUAUAAAAAACCCUCUGUUGACGCUUUGCCUAUUUACCUGACGUCGCUCGCCAUGUUUUGCCGCCUUCAGCCACGACGAAGCUCAAGGUCCGUUAUCAUCAUCCCUUCUCCCCCGAUGUUCGCACCGUCGGCGCGUGCUCUCUCGCGUAUCUUCGCUCAUCAUAUGUAUCCUAC